Molecule: messenger RNA, 4996 nt
Organism: Vitrella brassicaformis
Lineage: Eukaryota; Vitrellaceae
Source: the annotation of a GenBank genome assembly
GUCUGACGUGAUUGUGAAGGUGGGCAAGGUCCCUACACAGUCGUCUGGUCAGCGUGAUUCUCACAGUGUCCUUUGUGCUUGUCCUUGGCGACUGUUUCUCUCGUAUUUCAGUCGUCUGUGAGCAGUGACUGUCUUGCGAAAGAGUCGAGUGAUUGAGGAAGAUGCCGGCACGGCUGCAGGUACGUGUGUGGGACACUUGUGGCUGUGCAUCCGCCGAAAACAGGGGUUGCUGGGCUGUCAUGACUGUUCUCACUGUGGUGUUGCUUGCUGGUCUGGCUGCUCUGUGUCUGUGUCUGUGUCUGUGUCUGCGUGUGCGUGUGUGCUGUGUGUAGGUGACGAUCAUCGGCGGCCGCAACCUGGCUGCCAAAGACCUGAGUGAGUGGGGCACUCCACUCCAGACACUGAAAAGCCACGCCACCGAAUGGCAUGACACAAGUGUGUGGUCUUAUGUGCGUCAGGUGGCACGUCGGACCCCUAUGUCAAGCUGAAAUGGUCCGGACAGGAAUACAAGACCGAUAAGGUGGGUGCGAAGGACAGACAGACAGACAGAGACAGACACUCGUGUAUGUCAUUGAUCGAUUGAGUGGUGGGUGUGUGACCCCUGUCCUGUGCAGGUCAAGAAGCCACCGCAAAAGCCGCACAGUGCCUCUGCGUGUUGUGCGCCUUUUCGGAUGUGUGGUCUUGGUGGUGCUCGUAUCAUGCAUCAUCAGGUCAAGAAGUCCCUGAACCCUUCAUGGAACGAAUCCUUUCUGCUCAACUGGGAGGUACGUUUGUUCGUUUGGCCGAGCGCACACCCACACCCACACACACACACACACACACACAGAGACAGAGAGAGAGAGACAGAUAGAGUGCUCAUGCAUCGACCACAACUGGGCCUGGUGUGUGUGUGUGCAGCCGACCGCACAGAACCCGCCUUUGACUUUUGAAGUAAGCGGACGAGAUGAGGCACGAAUGUGACUCACGCACGGCACGUGUGAUGCGACCAAUGCACUCAUCCAUUCUCACACAAAUAAAUAGGUGUAUGAUUGGGACCGUUUCUCAAAGGAUGACUUCAUGGGUACAUCCACACGUCCACACAUCCAUCCAUCCACCUGUCGACAUGCAAUGCAAUGCAAUGCAAUGCAAUGCAAUGCAUGUCCGUCCGUCCGUCCGUCUGUGUGUGUGCACUGCAGGUAGUGUGGCGCUGCAAAUGCCGCCCAACAUGCAAAUCGGCGGGGCCCCGAUGGAAGGUAAGGAAGGUAUCUACACACACACAUACGACAAUCCCCAACCACACCCCGUGUGUAUGUCUAUGUCUGUGUGUGUCCGCGCAUCCCAUCCAUGAUAUGAUGCAAACAACCAGGCUGGUAUGACCUCCAGAACGGAGGCAAAGGUCAGAUCGGCCUCAAGUUUCAGCUGUUCCCCGGCCAUGGCGGCCAGCAGCAGCAGGGGGGCAGCAGGCCAUAUCAGGCGCAGCAGAUCGUCACCAUCAACGGCCCGCCGAUGCAGCAAAUGGGUGGCGGUGGGGGGUUCCCCUCUUACCCUGCACAAGUAAGUAUGCACUCACUCCUGCACCCUGAAGACCGACCGACGAGCACCAAAUGUGUGUGCGUGUGUGUGUGUGUAUGUGUGCGUGUGCAGCAGCCGUCUUACCCAGCACAGCAGCAGCAGCAGCCCCCUCUUGGGGGAGGGGCCUACCCACAGGUAAAUGAAUAACCCACCCCAACCGCCUUGUGCGCACACACAGACAGACAGAUAGACAGACAGACGUGCAUCGCUCGCAUCGUGUGUGUGUGCGUCGGUGGCUACAUGCCAUGGCCUGCCAUGCAGCUGGGACCGCCCCCGUCGUACACCAACGCCCCGCCGGCGUACAGCCAAAGUCCACCCCCACCUGCAUACGCAGGAGGUACCGUAACACACACACUGCCCAUUGACUGAUGGAUUGACUGAUGGAUCGACGCAGCUAUUGUCUCUCUCUCUGUCUCUCUGUCUCUCUGUGUUUGUGUGCAGGUGGUGGUGGCGGUGGCGGUGGGCGCGGCAACACUGUUCAGGAGAUCAUGAGCAUCCUGCCACACGUCAACAGACAGCAGGUUGAGUCGGCUCUGCAGCGGCACAACGGCAACAAGGACGCCGCUGUCGACGAGCUCCUCGGUGCGUACAGCACACAAUGCGUCCUGUGUCCCCACACACAUGUCCCUCGUUUUUCUCUCAGGUGGUGGUGGGGGGCAGCAGCCAAAGAAGGUCGAGCCUAACCCAAGGUACGAUGGCCAUGCGAGCUUGUCUUCAGUUGCAGAUCUCUGAGCUAACCUCUCCUUUUGAGAUGGGCUGGCUGUGCAGGUAUCUGAAGGACAUCAAAGAGAUCCUGCCACACUGCAGCUACGAAGACAUCGCCAAGGCACUCGUCAAAUGGGUACGCACGUCGUCGGUGCACUCACCCGCCACUUCUGCCUGUCACGUGCAUCUCUCUCUCUCUCUGUGUGUGUGUGUGUGUCUGACAGGAUAACGACAAAGAGAAGGCUUUGGACGAGUUGAUCAAGCAGCAGAUCACCGUGGCGGCAGACCAGUCUCCCCACCACAGCCAGCAGCAGUCCUACCACCCCACACAGGGCACCCAGAGCCACCCCUACCAGAGCUGGUACAGCGUGCAGCAGCAGGGCACCUCACAGCAGCAGACACACCCCUUCACACACCCUGGUACCUCCCUCCCUCCACACACACACACACACGCCACCCCUCACACACACAUCUCAUCUGCCUGUGGGUGUUGUUGGUUUGCAGGUGUGACGCAAGCGUCGUCGAUCGGCGGCGCACCCACCCAGCCCACGGGCCGCAAGAAGGCCCUGCUGAUCGGCAUCAACUACACGGGCACGAGAGCUGAGCUGAGGGGUUGCAUCAAUGACGUCCGCAACAUGCGCCGCGUGCUGACGGGCAUAUACGGGUUCCCCGACACACCCGAGACUAUGGUAGGGACUGUCUGUGGACACAAUGUGCACACAGGGCAGUGCACACACGAAUGUGGGCAUGGAUGUGUGUGUGUGUGUGUGUGUGUCUGUGUGUGUGCAGGUGGUGCUGACUGACGAUUCCAAUGACAGAAGAUUCCUGCCCACACGCGCGUAAACCAAGACACACACACAACACACACAACACACACCCAGAUGAGAUGGCCACACAAGCACACACAUACACGGCUGUGGAUGGAUGGAUGGAUGGAUGCAGCAACAUCCUGACGGCGUGUCGCUGGCUGGCCCUCAACGCACAGCCGGGCGACGCUCUGUUCUUCCACUUCUCUGGUGCACAUCCACACGCACACACACACGCUGGGCGCACAGACACCUGUGUGGUGUGCAUGGUGUGUGUAGGUCAUGGCGCGCAGCAGGUGGACCCCUCUGGCAGAGAGGAGGACGGAAUGGGUACGCGCACCCAACGCCAGCACUCACACAAAGCCAAAGCCAAAGCAGCAGUGGGUGUCAAUGUGUGUGUAGAUGAGACCAUCCUCCCAAUGGACUACCAGCGGGCCGGGCAGAUUGUCGACGGUCAAUGGACAUCCUCCCAGCCCAACUCACCCAGCUCCCCCUCUCUCUCUUGAUGUCUGUGUGCACUGCAGAUGAGCUGCAUAAUCUGAUAGUGCAUCCGCUGCCGAGCGGGUGUCGCCUCACGGCCGUCAUGGACUGCUGCCACUCGGGAACCGGUAAGUACAAUGCAAUGACUGACAUUUUCCCGAGUCAGUCGCCAUCCAUCCGUUUGUGUGUGUGGUGUGAUGUGAUUGACAGGUUUGGAUCUGCCGUACACGUGGGAGCCGCGCCGUGGCGGCUGGGUGGAGGACGACAAUCCCUCACACACCAUGGGCGACGUGCAGCUGUUCUCGGGGUGUGAGGACGCCCAGACCAGUGCUGGUAGGGAGGGACAUCUCCCUCACACACAUCCAGACAGGCGUGGAUGCAGUUGCGUGGGUGUGCGCACAGAUGCGGGCGGGACUCUGUUUGCCCCCCAUGCUGCUGGUAAGGGCAUUCAUCCCACAGACAGACAGACAGACAGACACGCCUCAUGUGCUUGUGUCUGUGUGGAUUGCAUGCAGGUGGCGCCAUGACGAGUGCGUUCAUCGCGGCCCUGACACAGAACCCCUUCGGCCACACCUACCCUUCGCUGCUGCAGGUAACACGGCACACACAACACACAUGCCGCACCCAGAUGUGCAUAUGGAUCCAUCCAUAUGCGUCUGUGCAGGCGCUGCACACGAACCUGCGGCACCGGGGCUUCCAGCAACGCCCACAACUCACCAGCACACAGGUAUCUCUCUCUGUCUGUCUGUCUGCCUGUGAGGGCAGCGCGUCGCGUACACCCACCCUCACCUCACGUGUGCGCAAUGGACCGAAUGGAUGUCGUGUGUGCUGUGCAAUGUCUGUCUGUCUGUCUGUCUGUCUGCAGCGUUUCCAGUUCCAGCGUGCGUUUGACUUCACGUCGUCGGUGCCCAACUCCAACCAGUACAUCGGCAGGUACACACCACACACAGAUACACACACCCAGUGGCCACACACCCACAGCCACACCCAUUCUCCCAUCGGUCCAUCCCAUGUGUGUGUGCAGGGUGACCCGUAAGAGGAAGAAGCCCAAGCGCCCAUUGAUGGGUAUGGGCGGCCAGGGGGGUAUGGGCGGCGUCGGCAACAUGGCCUUGGGCGCACUGGGCGGCUUUAUGGUGGGAAACAUGCUGGGCGACCUGCUCUUCGACUGACUGACUGACCAUCGGUGGAGACAGCCACCAACCAACCAACCAAGACACAAGCGCCUGUGUCGUGUCGACCAUAUUGUUUGCGUCAAGGGCGAGUGAGUCUGUCUGGGGGAUAUCGAUCGAUGUGGGUGUGGUGUGGGCGGAAAGUGGUGAGGGUCUGUAAAGGUCGAUGGUGUCUGUCGAUGGUGCUGCCAUGGCGUGAGGUCGCUUCUUUGUAUGUCAGGGCGUGGCGUGAUUGGUGUGCACUGCACGUGGCGUGGUUGGUGCAGUCACUGCACGAGAGAGAGG